Fimicolochytrium jonesii is the source of this 6375-nucleotide messenger RNA. RefSeq lists its product as uncharacterized. The record is from RefSeq and is a predicted model, not a curated record. Bases 1 to 6054 code for a protein of 2017 amino acids. Lineage: Eukaryota; Fungi; Chytridiomycota; Chytridiomycetes; Spizellomycetales; Powellomycetaceae. The transcript has 3 exons.
AUGUCUGCGCAUAGGUUUGCGAACCCCAGCCAGCCCGUCCCACACCACCAGCAGCAGCCGGGACUCCCACCACAACUCCAGCAACCACAGCAUCAACAGGCGCCUCACAUGUCCUAUGGGCACCAGGCACACCAGGCUCCAUACGCGUACGCGCAGCUGAUUCCAGGGCAGCCCGGUGCCGUCGUUCCAGGCCCUCCACCGCCGCCGUAUGGACAAGUGGUAGAACAGCCGGGUGGCUAUUAUGCGCCCCAGCCCAUGCAACAGCAUAUUGCAUAUGGCUAUGCACCUACUGCCCCAGCACCUCCCAUGAACAGCCAACCGUACGGGAUGCCAACAGCGCCUAGUCAUAUGCAUCAGCAGCCGCCACAACACUCUUACGAUGCCGGUCAGAUGUAUGCGGACGCAUAUGCCCUCCAAGGUGGUGUAGUGCAGCAAGUGGGGAUGCCCGCGCCAGCAAUGCAAGGAGGUGCAAUGUAUGCCGACGAGUGGAAUGCUCAGAACCCACCUAAGAAGCGACGGGGCGGAAAGGGUCCUUCUAAACGUCCAAGCAAGCGACAAGGUCGAUGGGAUGCAGAGCCAGGGUACGUCACCUACGGGGAUGUUGCGAUGGCAAGGCAGCCGAUGCCGCCUCCACAUAUGGCUGUUUCAGCCGAGCUUCAUGAUUUGAUGGCGCCGCCACUGGAGGUGACUGGCGUUUCGCACAUGAUGCCCUACAUGCGGUUAAAACCGUCGAAUCCCGACGCCGCUGCCAGUGGCAAUAGCGUCGGAAAUGGCGAGUCCCGACCAUCAUAUGUCACCGUCCCGGAUACAGGCGCGCAAGUUGAAGUCAAAAUGUCGAGCGCCAUGAACAAACUCGAUGCGAUGAGAACGUCGGCGAUUGCCUUGGAGAUGGCGCGCAAGGCUUGGAAUAUCGAACAUAUUGAAUGGUGGCGGAUAUUUUGUAAAAUGGCUGGGAAGGGUCUGCCAAGCCUAGCUACUAGCAUGCGGGUACAACACAAAGCAGCACUUGAACCUGUGGAAGUCCUUGAGGCGGCGUUUAGGAAAGACACGUACGUCCGCCUGGUCUUCCUCCAGUCACUUAUACAAAGAAUCGAGGAUGCCAUGGCACACUUUAAAGAACGGCAGGCGAGAGCAAAGGCCCCUCAGACCGGAGCUCCAGCGCAGGAUCUCGACGCGAAAAUCGACUCGGAUAAGAAAACACAGCAGCGACUUCAAACCGUUCGCGCGAUCUUGAAUAAGGCGCAUACUAGAACAUCGAGUCUCUGCAAUGAGAACGAUGUCGCUAUCGGACGAUUAGAGGACGCGAUCAAAGGCAUCCGGGAAGAUCGUGUCACUAGACUAGUUCUCUCGGAUGGAAAAGCUCAGAAUACCCAGACCCAGGUCGGUCGAACAGCAAAGGACGCAUCUGCGCAGCCUUCCUCUGGUGUUGGCGACGGGAUGGACUCAGCCUUGAACGCGUUGGAAACACUUAUUACCAAAUUGCGUGAUCAAACCAAAGAACUCUCGGCACGUACCCUUCUUGCGCAGAAAGAAAAGACGGUGUGGGAUGCCUGGGUUGACGCGGAGCAGCGGAACGACGCCUUGCAGGAACAGAUGCAGAAGAUAAAGGAGGAUCUGGCGUUACAUGUCCAGGCUGUCAAGCAACUGGGUUCACAUAUUCAUCCCAUGGUUUUGAGCAAUAUCAACCUUCCUGUUUCUGUGCCUGGUGUGGAGGGCGAAACUGCCGGUAGUGCCGCACAACAACAAGCUCAUACUGCUCCAGGCCAAGCAGCCGGUUCGGGGUCGACCGUAGCCGGUGGAACAACGGCCGAGGCUGACAAAGCGCAACCGAGAAGCGGCGCUUCGAGUGAAUCCGUGACAAAUAUCGCAGGGAGCUUCCAGGCACUUCUGGCACUACCGAUAGACGCCGUCGGUGGCCCGGCACAAACAUCCGACACGAACACAACAGCCGUAAACGACCCGACGUCAAGCUACACAUCCAACAAGCGAAAGCAGCCCAACGUCCCCACUCUAUCGAGCUCAAGUGCAAAGCGCCAACGAUCCGCUGCUGUUGAUGACAAUAAGAAUUCCGAAUCACCGGUUGUCAGCCGAGACACUGCACCGGUAUCACGUUGGGUACCGCCGCCGGCCGCCGAAAAGCCUUACAUUAGCCCGCUCCGCGUGUGCAAUAUACCCGAUAGUGGCAGGACCGACGCUGAGUUCAUCCCGGCUGCUGCUGCCGCCGCCGCCGCGGAACCAGCCACGCAUUCGGCGGCUGGGAACAACGCUGAUGGGUUUGAUGACUCGUUUGGGGCUGGUGGGGCGGAAGAUAGCUUCCAUUCAUCUAGUUCUCACAACAUGGGUGGUUCGCUUAACAACAGUAACAACGAACCUCCCGAGCAGCACCAGGAUGAAACGUCGUCCAGUUUCCUCGGGGACUUUGACGAUAUAGGCAACCAGCCACCGGACCUCGGGAAAGAACUCCCAGCUGACAGUCGCGGCGGGGACGAAGCGCAACGCCGCGAACUGAUCAAAUCCCACCAGAAGAUCAAAGAGCUCUCCACCCGUAUCUCCCAACUCGAAGCUCAACUCUCCGAAGAAUCCGCGGUCUCCACCACCCGCGGCGAGCUGUGCGAGACCCUCCGCGAAGAAAAAGCCAGAAUAACCACCGAGCUCGAAAAACAGCACCGACGCUUCGAUCGAGCCGAGCAAGAACAUCAAGAGCGGGCACGCGCCGCCGACGCCCGGUGGAAGAAGGAUAACGAUUUAUUGUGGAAAGUCAAAGCGCAGCUGUUUGAAGCCCAUGAACGCAUCGACGAUCUGCACCGUGAGCAUGAAACAAAAGGCCGCCCUGCUGCUGAUUUUGACGCGGAGCGGUUGGAGCUUAGUGGCCAGAUUACGGAGCUGUCGGGCGCCAAGGAGAUGCUUGAAGAACGCGAGCGCGAGCUGUUGGAUGAGAUUGAGGAGAACAAGAUUGAGAUUGCGCAGAUUCGGCAGGAUGCGUUGGAGAAUAAGAAUAAGGUUAUGGCGUUGGAGGCUGAGGCCGUUGCGACUGCUGCUGCGAUGGAGGAGAUGCGGGCGCAGACGGACGCGAUGAGUAAGAUUGAUGUUGAGGCGGCGGAGAAGUGUCGGAAGGAGUUGGUGGAAACGAAGGAGAUCAUUGCGGGGUUGACGAAGGAGAAGGAUGAUUUGGGGACCAAGAAUGCGGAGAACGAAAAGAGGAUUGGGGAUCUUGAAGCCGCGAUCGGGGAGAAGACGGCGUUGGUGGAAACCCUGAAACAGGAGAUGGAAACGAAAGCAGUUGCCCACCAAGCCGAGCUCGACAAACUCAACCGCGAAGCCGUCGAGUCCACCACCAUCAUCAGCGAGAUGCAAGCGGAGCUCAACGAGAUGGUCGAGAAAAUAGAAACAUUGCACAAGGAGACCAAAGCUGCCGAAGCGCGCGCUGACGAAUGCAAGGAGCGGAUCCAGGCGCUCUUGAAGACGAUCGACGAACGGGCGGACGCGGAGGAACAGCGGUAUGCGGAGAUUGUACGCGGGAACAAGUUUUAUCACCAGUUGCAGGCGCAGAAGGCGUUGUGUUUGGAGUUGAGCUGCAGGAUCGAGGCGAUGGAGAUGAAGCGGUUUGAGGAGGUUAAGGCGGCUUUGGGUAUCACCGAUUCCGCUGCGGCCUCAGUGGAAAAAGCUGCUGACUUGGCCGGCGAGGCAACUGGACACACUGUCGUUGUUGAGAAGGACGGGCCGGGAAGCCCUACACCAGCGCCUGCGCCCCUCACAACACCCACGACAACAACAAAACCGACCACCCCAGCGCCCUGGCAACUCCUUGCUCUCACCCAGAUCUGGGAACGCGAAACCGCCCAAACCUUGCAAACCAUCCACACCCGCGAAAACAAGCGGCACCGGCAACUCGAGCUCGUGAUCCAAGUCAUGCGCGACGAGGCCCGCGCUGCGACCGCCGCGCGCGAUACCCUCAUCGGGCAGCUCGCCGAAGCGAAAGCCGCCGCUACCUCCGCUCAGCAGGAGCAGGAGCAGUGCCGGUUUGUGCUGGAGAUUGUCAAGCGGAAUGCCGCGAUUGCGGUUAAUGAUGCACGGGCGCGAACGGCUGUGUUGGAGAAGAGGAUGCGCGCAUUGGCGAGUGUGCUCGGGGGUGAGGAGUCGGGGAUGCAGGUUCCGCCGUUUUCGCAGACACCGCAACAACAGCAACAAAGCCCGCAGCAACAACAACAGCAAACACCGCAACAGCAACAAUCGCAGCAGAUGCAGGACGUGAAGACCGAGUAUGGCUGGAUCGGGUCUCAUGACCGCAGCAGGAACUCCGUAGAGCGCGACACAACCCCUCCUUCCUCACGACGUGCGGAGCAACGCAUCCCGCACCCGCUCGCCCAAGCCGUAGCCGCUGCGGCAUCCAGAACACAGCCGGGGCAGCAGCAGCGGGCCACGAGCGUGCCGCCGCAAGACAUGCGGACGCCUCAGAGCAAAUCUGCAGCGUACCGCGGUAGAAGCGGGGCGUAUCGACGUGCGUCCGUGGUCCAGCAGCGGCCUCCGCAUCCACUUAUGCAUAUGGUUGCGGCCGUUGAUGUCGCUGAGGCGGGUGCGAGGGCGGCCGCACAACGGGAGGCGAGUGCAAGUGUGCCGAUGCAGGGUGUCAAGCAGAGUGAUGUGUUUGCUCGCCCGGGUGUUCCACAGCAUCAGCUGACACCCACAGUUGCUCCCGCGGCGGCACCGAGUACGCAAACACCACUGCAAAGACAGCAGAUUGUACCAAUGCAAGGCACAAAGGAAACCGACGUCUUCCUCCGCCCGACCAUCCCACAGCAGUCCCACCCAACACCCCUUGAGCUCCUCGCGAAACUGAAAGCGGCGAGUGUAACGAUGCAGCCCGCGAAACCAGGCGAAGCUCUAGCCUGUACCGCAACACCGCAACUGUCCCUGCCCACGGCACUGGAGCUGCUGGCGAAGUUGAAGGCUGCGGGUGUGACCACACGUACGGCCAUUUCGCAACCGUCAACGGCACCGGCAAGUACCGUCUCAACACCGACACCAGCACCCACCGUUGCUCCGGCCCCGGAGGCAAAACCAGUUAAAUCCAGCACACCCAUCCAAGACGUAGCAACGACCCCGAAACCCCUAUUCAACCAGGGCGGGAUUAAGCUUGUUGCACGGGGAGGGUCUGUGCCUCCGUCUACUCAACCCAUGAACACGAUCACGCCCAUCACCAAGUAUAAGGAGAUCAGACCGAAACCGCCACCGGAGUCGGUCCUCCCACCCCCACCCCUGCCGAAGAUCCCCUUGUCGUCGCCGCCGGAUCCGAUGAGUGUGGUGAAGGAUGUGCAUGUUGUUGGGGGAAGUGUUGUGGGGAAGGGAAACAGUGGUGGUGUUGCGACGAGUGUUGCAGCGAAUGUUGGUGGAUGUCUCGGCAUGACGUCGGCUCCGGCUGUUGAUGUCACUCCGCCAACGAAGCAGUUCCCGAUCGGCGAGAUUGAGAAGAGCGUGGCGUCGAUGGUUGCGGCGUUGGCGGGGAAGGGUGGUGCACGUGCGUCUUCGGCGGCUCCUGGUCCUGCGCCAACCUCGACUGCGGCUACGCUUGUGCCUGUUGUGCCUUCUGGUCCGGCAGUCGCAGUCGCUCCCAUAUUUCCGUCACAGCAGCAGACGACGAUGGCGCUUCCCGCUACAACAGGCCCGAAAGACAGCUUCCCUGCGGCAACGACUGAUGUGGCCAACGUGGCCGAUGCGGUACAGAAACAGCAGGCGGCACUUGCAAUCGCUCCCGUGUUUUCAUCACAGCAGCAGACGAGGACGGGGGCUCCCGCUACAACAAGCACGAAUGAUAAAGUCUCUGCGGCUGUCAACGUGGCCAUGGACGCGAUGAAUGCGGCACAGAGACAGCAAGCGGCAACGGGUACGGGUGUUGUGACCCCGGUGCCUGCCGUGAAACCGGUCAGUUUGCAACAACAACCAUCAACAGCGAAGAAUCGCCAUGUACCCGCUGUGCCUACUAUGGCGACCGCCGCACUGAAGCAGGACACGGCUCAAUCACCGGAAGGCGCGAAAGCUGGCCCAUCGAGCAGAUGAUGAGUUGAUGUCAACCCUGUGCUACGCUGCACGUCUACCUACGGGACUAAAGACAGACCCUUCUUACAAGGACCAAUCUGAGGACUGGAGAUGCUAAUAGGUGGCGUCGGCGGCGUAUGCAUGGGUUGUUUGGAUCGAGGAGCGGAAAAGGGGCGGACAUCUGUGGAUUUGUUAUAUGUGGGCGGGGACCUUUCUUGUAUUUUUUUUCCUUAUAAAUAAGCUUGGGAGGCGGACAUGGGCGUGCGCGGGUCUUUUAAGUCUAUGACUGAACCCCCUCUGUACAUGUAUUAGUUGGAUGUUGAAUGGUGAAUGUAUAUAGUA